Racocetra fulgida is the source of this 647-nucleotide messenger RNA. The record is from the annotation of a GenBank genome assembly. NCBI's taxonomy places the organism in Eukaryota, Fungi, Glomeromycota, Glomeromycetes, Diversisporales, Gigasporaceae.
UUCUGAUUUACAAGAAGUAAAAAAUCAACUUAAUGAACGUGAUCAAAAAAUCAAUCAACAAUCCAAUUUAAUUCAAUCUAUGGUACCAAAAGAUAAAUUUGAUUUUAUAAAUAAAUCUUAUAAUGAAAUUAAAUCCGAACUUGAAGCUACAAAAGCUGAACUUGAAGCAAAACGCAGCUUAUUCGCUGAUGUUUCAUCUAUUGAAGACCUUCGUGCUCAACUUUCAAACGCAAAAGCAGAAGCGAAAGCUAAUGAUUGGGAAAAGAAACGUUAUGAAUCCACGAUUUCGGAGCUAACAAGUAAAAUUGAACGUUUAACUGCAAAAGCGCGUGAACUUUCAGAAUCAUUGUCCAAAAAACAAAAUGCAUCACCGACCAUUAACGUAAUACCUACUGAAACAAAAUCAACAAAUGAUUCUAAUGGAUUAAUAUCUGAACGAAGUAUUGAACCAUCUCCAUCAAAACUUGCAACAAUUCUUGAAACUCCUCCUUCAAAACGUAACAGUGCAAUUGAACCAUCGGAUAUUAACGGUGUUCCAACCAUGCCACAAGCAAACACUCUAGAACAAAAGAAUUUGGUUCCAGAAAUUACUGAACCGAAUAAAAAUGGUGUAAUUCCACGCCCAAAGAAGGACGACGGAAAUGGUG